Molecule: messenger RNA, 1737 nt
Organism: Microdochium trichocladiopsis
Lineage: Eukaryota; Fungi; Ascomycota; Sordariomycetes; Xylariales; Microdochiaceae
Exons: 2
Coding region: 1-1737 (578 amino acids)
Source: RefSeq, a predicted model, not a curated record
AUGGCUCAUGCAGAUGCGGCACUCUCUGUUGGAGAGAUAUCCGCGAUGUGUGACGCAGACCUAGCCGAGUUCAUGUUAGCACACCGCGGCGAUGAUGGCAACUUCAAUCUUCCCAUCAAGGGGCUGGAGAAGCUGUCAGAGGAUCAACGAAGCGCGUUAGCUCAGCGGUUGCAAGUCCAAACCUCUCUUCGAGCACAGAGCCCCAGUACAUGUACUCGUCCAUUAGACAUAAACGAUCUCGAUGCGCGCUUGCGUCGGAUAUCGCCCACAAGAUCGCCGAGCCCACGGGAGGACUCCGUCUCGCGGUCGGCCUCCAGCACGCCGCCCCUCGAUACGAAGGCGCAGGCCAUGUACAACGAAACCAACGCUUACGAAAAGCUCGUUUCUGAAGGCGGUCGCCCUCUGUACGACAUCAACAUCAUGGAAGCUGUUUACGAGCACCCCGAACGUUUUGCAGAAAUGCUCCGGCCGUGGCAGGAAUAUCUGGCGCGAGUCACCCCCUUGGGUGUCUUCCAGCGACAACUACAGCAUUGGCAGGGCUUCCGCAGGUGGCAACAGGACAACCGCGGCCACGAAGUCUGUGAAGAUGCUGAAGGAUUUGCUGCCUACAUCUCGAGCGCAAAAGAACGGAUCGAGCAGGAUGCCUUGCACAACUCACGCGCAGCGCGCCUGGCCCAGAUUGAGGCUAAUCCGUCAUGUCUCCGGUCUGGCUGGCUUGCACAACGGACUCAACGGGAAAAGGAACGACGGGUCAUCCGAGAGGCGGGCUGCCUUGGGUUUCACGACUAUGUCCAAGCAGUCCACAAGAGCUUGAAGCGCCACGGCUGCAACCAUACACCGGACCUCGAUGAAAUUCCACAGAAACAGGACCGACUUUCGACAUGGAUCGAGUACCUCAACUACGAAUACUGGUGGCUUGACAGGCUUAACACCAAGAUGGAGCAGUUGCGGCCAGAGUACAACGAGCUGUGGAAAGCUCUUGUCGUCGAGGCAAGUCUGAAGCCGCACGAGACCGAAGAAUAUAUACGAACGACUGAGUCUGGAGUGGAGUGUGAUCGCGAACGAACACAAGCUCGAGCAGCUGUCGAAGAAGCAAAGAGUCAAGCAAAGCGCGUCUACCGGAGCACUCAGACGGAUCCGAGUCGUCUGAACAUCCCGCAAGAGGAGAGAAUCUUGAAAUUGAAGGUGGCUUCAGAGACACUCCUUUCGGCGAAGAGACAUUACAAGCAAGCACAGGACCGCGCAAAACUCAUCCUGUCGUUUGUGAGAAAAACAUUCGAUUAUGACAAAGCCGUGAGGGAUGUCGCUCGACACCGCGUACUCGUUGAAUGGGUCUCGAGUCAAACUUCGCUUGUCGAAGCAGAGGUGCACGCAAUGCGGACAAGGACGAGGUUGAAGAGGAAGCUUCAGGUCGAACAACAACCCUGCACCAAGAAGGCGAAAUUCAUGGAGCCGGAGACGGAGGCUGUGGCUUGUCGAGCUGAUUUCAUCGCCUCGCAAUGUGAUCAGACGGACGACGGGAACCAGAGGGAAAGCCCGGAACUGCGAAGCAAAGGGCAUGGCCGAGGCUCAUCAUGGCGGAAUAGGGCUAUGGUUGCAGCAAUAUCUCCAGCAUCCCGCCGCAGCGCACGCAUUACAUCGCACAAGACUCGGGGACUUACGGCUUCUCAUGAUGGCUGUCGUCGCAGCCCGCGCAUAGCUGAACGUGACGGAUGUAGGAGGUCAAAUGUGCCCUGA